CUGUAGCAUGCGAUCUGCGUGCGACGCGAAGUUAUUUCGAAACAGAAAAAAUUAUUUUCGAUUUAAUUCCCAUGCCACUGAUGUUACUUGAUUAUUAAGAAUUGAUUUAAUGCGUCAUCGCGGAAAUUUGAGUGAGCACCUAAUAAUUAGUGAUGAGUACUAUGCAUUAUUGAAAUGUCGCCAAGGCUGUCCUCUUAAAGUGCUAUUUGAACAUGGCUGAAUCAGUUUUGAGCGUGAGUUGGAAUGACCAUGCUAAUGAACUUGCUACAGUGUGGAAAACUUUACUGGAGAACAAUUCUUUUGUGGAUUGCACGAUAGCUGCUGAAGGACAGAGUGUAAAAGCUCAUAGACUGAUUUUGUCUGCAUGUAGUCCGUACUUUCGUAAGCUGUUUAGUGAGGAAGUAGAGAAAUAUCCAAUAAUUAUUCUCAAAGAUACAUUAUUUGAUACACUUAAGACAGUGAUUGAUUUUGUGUAUUAUGGGAAAGCAGAAAUUCCAGAAAACCAGUUGGAAGCAUUUUUAGAACUUGCAGUGUCCCUGCAGAUUAAAGGCCUGAAUAAUUCUCUACGAAAAGACAAGAAAACUGAUAUUGGUGGCCAUGCUAAUGGAAAUACCCAUCAGUGUGCAUCCGAUGUUAAUGAAGACGACUGUGAUGUUGAAGGCACAUGCACAAAUCAAGAAGACAGCUCCUCAAAUUCUUCUCAGUCACAUCUUUACCCCCUUUCACAUGUCUCUGCUGAUACUACACAGAUGGACUCGUGUGUUCCGCAGGGAAGAGACAGUGACUCUUGUGACAAGGUACAAUCAGAUACCGCGGUGAUGCCUCUGCAGGAUCAUAACAGUCAUCUUGUACCUAAUGAACCUGAUGUGGCUCUAAACUCAGAAAUAAGUGUGAAACGUGAACCAUUAUAUUCAAAAAUGGAUGUUUUUGGCACAAAAAACAAGAUAUUAGGUCAUCAGAAUAGUCCUGUGAAUAAUGAUCCUGAGGUGUUUAUAAACACAGAAAAAAGUGUGAAAUGUGAACCAUUAUAUUCUGAGAUUGCAUUUUUGGAUGCAAAAAAAGACGAUGUUACACUGGAUGAAUCCAUCUCUGAAAAUUUUGGAAGAGAAACAAACAAAGAACCUGAUCCAUCAUUUGCACCGGCGGUUGACCAAUAUUCAUGUAGUGGACAGUCUGGUCAUGUGAAAGAGAAUUUGGCAUUGGCGAUACCACUUCAGCAACAGCAGCCACUCAAUUACCAACUACAGCAACAGAUCCAACACCAACAGCAGAUGCAGCAGCAAUACCAAUACCAACAGCAACAGGUUGCACGUAUUUCCUGUGAGUUGCCAUCAUCACCAUCCAAGCAGCUUGACUCAUUGCAACCGGAACGUUUAGUAACAAAGAGUGAAAGAACAUAUGAUCAAGAGAGCGAGGAAUCCAUGGGCACUCUUGAUGUUCCUGGGAAUGAUAUGGAUGAAAUAGAUAAAAGAACAGAAUCUACAAUCGAACAAAAUCUCAACCCAUGUCGCAGCGCAGAGUAUAUCCUACCUGAUGAAGACGAGGCGACGGAGCGAGGAAGGGGACAAAGGCUGCUGCUACCGCACGAGAGCAACAACUCCUUCCCCACGCGUCCGAAGCUGCCCGAGCCCAACGCGUUCCCCGCCCCUUCGGAGCAGCAGUACAAGAGGAAAUGGGGUUAA
Messenger RNA from Gryllus bimaculatus (two-spotted cricket), 1682 nucleotides. Lineage: Eukaryota; Metazoa; Arthropoda; Insecta; Orthoptera; Gryllidae. The record is from the annotation of a GenBank genome assembly.